Messenger RNA from Phycomyces blakesleeanus NRRL 1555(-), 378 nucleotides. RefSeq lists its product as hypothetical. The transcript has 2 exons. Bases 1 to 378 code for a protein of 125 amino acids. The record is from RefSeq and is a predicted model, not a curated record. Lineage: Eukaryota; Fungi; Mucoromycota; Mucoromycetes; Mucorales; Phycomycetaceae.
AUGGGAUGGGAUACGAUACGAUACGAUACGAUACGAUACGAUACGAUUACGAUACGAUUACGAUACGAUUACGAUACGAUACGAUGGGAUGGGAUGGGAUGUGAUGGGAUGGGACAGGAUGUGAUGGAAGCAACGCAAAUGAUUAAGUAUGAGCAUGGCUAUACUAACACCACCCUCUUUCUUUAUGUGCGGGAAAUCUCUGAUAUGAGUAUAACUAUCCGAACAGCAAGUCUUUACGAUAUGAGUACGAUUACGAUACGAUACGAUGUGAUGGGAUACGAUGUGAUGGGGUACGAUGCGAUGCGGUUACGAUACGAUUAUGAUUACGAUAUGACUACGAUACGAUACGAUAGGAUAAAAUGGGGUAGUAUAGGAUAG